AUGUCCUAUCUUCACUUAAGCUUCUACUCAGCCUUCACACUAAGCAGCCUAGGCCUGGCCUUCCACCGAACACACCUAAUCUCAGCCCUUCUAUGCUUGGAAAGCAUAAUACUAUCUAUAUACGUCGCCCUAGCUAUAUGACCUAUUCAAAUACAAUCACCAUCAUCCACUAUCCUCCCCAUUCUCAUAUUAACUUUUUCUGCCUGCGAAGCAGGCGCGGGGCUGGCUUUACUGGUAGCUUCUACUCGAACUCACGGUUCCGACCUACUCCACAACUUCAACCUCCUACGAUGCUAA
This is a messenger RNA of Pyrgilauda ruficollis (rufous-necked snowfinch), 297 nucleotides long. The record is from the annotation of a RefSeq genome assembly. Lineage: Eukaryota; Metazoa; Chordata; Aves; Passeriformes; Passeridae.